Molecule: messenger RNA, 2861 nt
Organism: Nelumbo nucifera (sacred lotus)
Lineage: Eukaryota; Viridiplantae; Streptophyta; Magnoliopsida; Proteales; Nelumbonaceae
Source: RefSeq, a predicted model, not a curated record
UUGCACAACCCAACUGAUGAUACAAACUAUGGUUGACUUUCAAUUUGUACGACAACCUAACUGUGGUUCAGAGGUGAGACAAAUCGGCACAUCCAAACUUACAGAAAACUUGCUGCAAAUUCAGUCUUAGAGUUCCAUUACAAGUUUACAACUGCUCCUUCCUUUCCUCUUUGUAGUUGUUAGAAACUCCUAAGUGCGCCAUGAAUGACCCGUGCUCGUUGUGCAACCUUGUCUUCCAAUGCUGGGCUUGCAUUGGAGGGCCUGACCGUUCAACCUAUGUCUGUAACUUGGAACAAAAUCGCACAUCUCUGAGUGAUCGGUUGGAGAAAUUGAAAGCUUUACGAAAUGAUGUGGAGAGAAAAGUGGACAAAGCAGAGAGGAGCGGAAUGACACGAACAGAUCAAGUGGAUCACUGGCUACAACGUGUACAAGAAAAAGAAGGGGAAGCCCAGAAAAUCCUUGAUCAGUGUUCUCAACGGAUUGCUAAGGAUUGUCACUGUCUUGGAGAUUACUGUCCCAAAAACUGCUGCACUAGCUAUAAGCUCGGUAAGCAAGUGGCUUUAUUGCUUCCAAAUGUGGGGGAAUUAAUCAACGAAGGCAACGAUUUCAAAUCCAGUGAAGUGGCUUAUAGGCGGAUGACACAACCUGGAGAAGAAGUUCCUCUACCAGCAACAAUUAAAGGCAUGGAUUUAAUGUUGGAGAAGGUGCGUAGUUGCAUCAGAGAAAAUCAAGCUGCUGGAACUAUUGGGCUAUACGGUACAGGGGGAGUUGGGAAGACAACCCUUCUAAAAAAAAUCAACAACGAGUUUCUCGUCAAAACAGCAGACAACAGUGAUUUUGAUGCUGUGAUCUGGGCUGUUGUGUCCAAGGAAUUAAACACAGCACAGAUUCGGAAGCAAAUUGGCGAUCAAUUGGGGAUUACACGAAAAGAAGAUGCAAACCAGGUUGCAGAGGCUACCGACAUUUUCAGGUUGUUGAACCGUCAAAAAAAGUUUUUGCUCCUCUUGGAUGACGUAUGGGAACGAGUUGAUCUAGAGGAAAUUGGAAUUCCUCACCCCAGUACUGUCACUGAAUCAAACAACAAGUCAAAGGUGAUAUUCACAACUAGAUCUGAAAAGGUGUGUGGAGAAAUGGAGGCUAAAAAAAUUUUCAAAGUUGAAUGCUUGCGGGAUGAUGAAGCAUGGAACCUAUUUGAAGAGAAGGUAGGAGAGGACACCCUGAAUUGUGAUCCAGACAUACGUCAGCUACACGCUAUCACAGUGUUGCAGAAAUCUCCAGCAAAGUUUUCAGGUAUGGAAGAGAAAGUGUUUUCUAGGUUGAAGUAUAGCUAUGAUGCCUUGGCAGAUGAUAAAGUUAAAUCUUGUUUCUUAUAUUGUUCCCUCUUUCCCGAAGAUUAUGAUAUUGAAAUCGAAGGUCUCAUAAAAUAUUGGAUUGGGGAAGGAUUCAUAAAAGGAAAUGAGGAAAUGAGGGAAGCAAUGAAUGAAGGAUAUGAUAUCAUUGAAACUCUAAAACGAGCCUGCUUGUUAGAGCCAGGUGGGAAUGAUAAUUAUAUAGAUAUCAGGAAAUAUGUAAAGAUGCAUGAUGUGAUCCGGGACAUGGCAUUAUGGAUUGUGAAUGACUAUGGAAGGAAUGAUAAGAAGCAGCAUUUGGUGGUAAGGUAUGAAGAGUUGAUGGAUAAGCUUAUCUUCAAAAGGCAGGGCGCCAACAGGAUAUUUAUGCUACCUCCACGUCCUCCUUAUAAUAAUAGUGAGCGUGAUGCAGAGCAGCAGCAAAUUCAAGAUGAGGUGGUCGUCCCUCCUGAUGAAGACUAUCCCAACCUUAUUCCAAUUGCAACCUUCUUAGUAGCAUUUGGUCCAAGGGAGGAAUUCCCUACUAGCUUGUUCCGAUCUACCAAGUCUCUUAGAGUUUUGGAUUUAUCUGGUGUUUCAUUUGGAAAAGUAGAGUUCCCAACUGAGAUUGUUGAAUUGGCUGAAUUGGAAUACCUCAAUCUCUCAUUUACGAAUAUAAAGGAAUUGCCAUACGAGUUGGGAAACUUGAGGAAAUUGAGGUACUUGAAUUUGUAUCGAACAAGAGAUCUUCAUGUGGUUUCAGUUGAGGGGAUCCUAAAGCUGUUGGAUCUACAGUAUUUGAACCUAUUUCAUUCUAAAUUUCGGGAUUGGGAAAUGGAAGGUAGGUCAAGAUUGAUGGAAGUAUUUGAAGCCUUAAAACACUUGACUGAUUUCGGAGUCACAAUUAGCAGUGACACAUGUCUCCAAAGUUGGUCAAAUUCCUACAAGUUGCAGAAGUACACAACAGGUCUAUGUCUUGAGAAUUACAAGGCCAACUCUUUCCGCAUAACUACUACUACUCUUGAAGAUAUGUUUCUAGAAAAACUCGAGUUUUACAAAUGCGAAAAGUUGAGAGAUAUUAGUUGGAGAAUGGAGACAAAGAAGUGGUCAGCCUUGAGGCCAGAGAGAUUAUUACUCCAUAUCGUUCAUCUUCCCAAGUUAGAGAUAAUAGAGUUGCCGCACAUGUGCUUACAGAACAUACAAUAUAUUUAUAUUAAUAAUUGUAUGGUGUUGGAGGAACUAACCUGGCUUCGUCAUACUCACAAGCUGGAAGAGCUUCGGCUACUGAAUCUGCCAAGACUAAAAAGGAUAAUAAAUGUAGAAGAAAUGUUGAUACCAUUCUCAAAUCUUAAGUCUAUAUGGCUUUACCAUCUACCGGCAUUAGAAGACAUCUACCCCGGUGCCUUGCCUCUUCCGUGCCUAAAGGAAAUUCGCUUAAAAGAAUGUCCAAAGCUGAAGAAGCUCCCAUUUGACUCCAACACUGCUAAGAACGACACUUUGAUGAGGAUUGAAGGAAGCAAGGAAUGGUGGGAG